CAUUACUUUUCUUUAAUUGCUUGAGAAAUGAACCUGAUAACUCUAAGUCUCUACCUGUACUUAUUUAACGACAUCACCCACAACUCAAUGUGGUAGGAGGAGAAUGAUCCACAUUUUGCUAUGAACAAGACCGUUCAAUUUGACCCAACAAUAAAUAACUCGGAACCAGGAAAAUCGAAGCAAUCCAAUGCUGUCACAUACGUCCUUGCAUUUCAAAAUCAAUACUUUUAGACUAAGUACUUAUGAGACAAGGAAACUGUCACAUGUUAGCUGGGCGGAUCUAAUAUGUCAGAUGGUGGCUCUGAACCAUCAGAUAAACAUGAUUUUUCUAGCAUGGAAGGAAUACCCGUCAAAAUUAGUGAAAAUUACAAACCACCCAAGAAGAUAACACCUUUAGGGCCAUCUAGAGUCAACCUUGACUCAUCUCCAGAAGAGUAUGAUUUCACCCUAGAAAACAGUAUUGUGAGCAAAAUAGGUGCUUGGCGUCAAAUUCGACAGUCAAAUUUUGAGGACAGAAAGAAAAGAUUGGCUGAGUAUCGUGAAAGGAUGACCAAAUUUAUGUCUUUAAACCCAACAAGCAUCACAGAAGCAUCAACCUCUCUGGGAGCUGCCUAUCCGGUCGUGAGUUAUGAUGAUUCGUCCGUGCAACAUGACUGUGAUAUCAACUCCCAAAUCCUUACCCCUGUACCAAUAUCCUCCCCAAUCAAAGAGCCUAAUAAUGUAGUCCGUAAGAUAAACUUGUCUGAUUUUGAGUCCGAUACAUCUAGUCCUUUUGACAACAUGGAAUUGAAAACAAUAAAUGAUCUAGAGGAGCUGGCGCAGUGCUUGCAAACUCAGGCAACAGUUUUAGAAUCCAAACCGCAUAAUGAUCUAGAUUGUAGUGAAGAGUUAAAUAACUAUGUAGGUUAUAAUCACUCCCAGUCAACAUCUAACCGUUGUAAAGAUUUUAAUAGUUAUAUAGGUUAUAACAAUGCUCAGCAUCUACCAAUAAACUGUGAUAUUCAAGCCUUCGGACAGACUAAUAAUCUCGCUAUGAUGCAUUCCUCUCAUCCGACCUCCCAGUCACUAAUAGUAAAUCAGUUCGAUUGCUACAACAAUAUUUCACCCAUGAAUCACCUCAAUCCUUAUCCUACUCCUGUCCCUCCGAUUUCAUAUCCCAAUUCCUAUGUUGCUCAGGAUCAGACUAAGCCUCUGAACUCGGUGCCUGAUAUUGUACAGCAGCUCAAAAGUAUCCUGAAAGACAAGCGUGAGGCUGAAAGUAGGAAGAAAGAUGUUAAAACCACAUCGUCACCUAAAUCAAUUAAGUCAUUAAAUUGUACGGCAAAGUCAUCCCUACCCAACCCGUACGUAUCUCUCAGUGACUCUGCAAAAAAGCUGUGUGAUCACAUCGUAGAAAUGGGAUUCCAGCAAUCACGAGCAGCUCGUGCCUGUCAACUUUUCGGAGGUGAUGAAACCAAAGUCAUUGAAUUCCUGGUUCAGCUGCAAGUUUUAGAGGACAAAGGUUAUCCAAGUGACAGAGCAGAAAGAGCUUUCAUAGCAAACAAUUUCAAUGAAGCUGGUGCGAUAAAGUUUUUAGAUAAUGUGAAGCAACUUAUGGAUCUAGGAUUUCGAGAAGACCAGGUUUGCGAUGCCUUAAACAAAUUCAACAAUGAUCAAGAUAAAGCCUUGGAUUUUCUCGUAACGUAACAGUAAAUAACUUUUUGAGUUUGUUAAAAUAAUGGAUGUGUUAAUAUUGGGGAUUGAAUGAGUGGUUCCACAAAAGAACAUGUUUAUCCUGCAUUUUAGUCCAAUGAAGAGCAACUAACCUUUCAGGAAGAAUUGCUGAGAAUUGGGUGCCUUUUUUUUUCUUUUUCCCUAAAUUAUGCUCUCUAAUUCUGCUCCAAAAACAAGUUCUAUUCCUAGCAAACAGUUGUAUGAAUCUAGUUCUUUUUGACAAAAUUUAUUUGAGAAAUUCAAGGAACCUAAUUUACUGGUUUUGCCAAUGGGCCUGUUGUAAACUUCAGCCAGAGCAAGAAAAUGAGUUGUCCUUUGAAGAAAAUGGCUCAAAAAUUACAAAGAGCUCAUCCAGAAAGUCUGAAAUACACUCUUAACUUCACAAUCUACGUAAUAAAAAUGCAUUUUUUUUUCAGCCUCCCGCUUCAUAAACGAUAGCACUGCACAGGUGAACAUUUCGUAAAAGAGGAGUCGUUCCAUCUAACCCGUACGCACUAGGAUGCUACACAAUAUUGAACAUGGUUGAUGCUUCCGAUGCUUCCAAAUCGUGAGGAAGCACCAUGGUUCUUAUCAAUGCUAGGAAAAUGUAAAUAUAAACACGCCAGUUGAUAAUAUAUUGUCCCGUUACAUGUGUUUUGGCAAGUUGGCAUUGGCCAUGUUAAAUAUGGCAUAGCAUCCUAAUGCCCAGGGGCUCAGGGGCUGGACAGAACAACUCCUCUUGGAAAAUGUUCACCUGUGCCAUGGUAUCCUUUUUGGAGCAGGAAGCUUAAAAAACACAUAUUUCUCUUGCAGAUUGUAAUGUUAGAAGUGUAUUAUAGACUUUCCCGAUGCCCUCAGUGUGAAGUUUGAGCUAUUUGCCAUAAGAAAUAACUCUUCUUUUUGCUAUAGCCGAAGUUUGCAACUGGCUCAUUGUUAAUGUCUGAUCAAAUUGCCUGUUUUUUAUUUGUUUUUUCUUUAAUUUUUUCCAUUUCCUAUUUCCUAGUCCAAAUGUUUGGAUCUCAAGUUCUACACAGGUAUAAUGACCCCCCCUUUUUUUUUCUUCAUUUCCUUCAAUGAGCGAGCUGCACAAUUUAUUUAAAGGAGGGCCAAGGCUAAAAUUCUUAACAGGAGCAAAGUGAACUUAUGUCCCCAGACAGAUUUAGCAGGAGUUCUUUAGAGGAACAGAUCCUUAUUACUGCUUGCAUGGAAUAUUUUCAAUGUGUAUCUAGUAUGAUUUUUGACUUGGGCGUCUCUGAUCACAACAACUAGUUCAUUUUCUCCAGAAAAAGACAGAAUAAUAAAUGCGAAAGAUAUGCAAAGCAGGUCUGGAUUGACUUGUAAUUAUAUGUAGUAAAAUCAAUGCUGCCUCAUUGUUUUAAUGUUUAUUUCUCUGUGUUUCUUUACUAUUUUCUACAAAAAGAAACUUACUGAAAAUAUCUUCUUUGAUAAAAAAGAAAGGGAAUAAUGGGGGCAAUAUUUUUGCUUACCUUAAAUGUGGAGACUUGCAUAAAAGUCAUUAUCUUUAGACAGGACAAUCUGAGCUGCCCCACUAUUCAAAAGAAAAAUUAGAACUUUGUGCAGUUCCGACCGGCAAACUUAUUGGGUAUCUUUGUAAUGUUUUUUAUGUAUAACAUAUAAGGCAGGAAGGAAUGUGAACAAUUUUUGGGCCAGAGGUAUAAGAAAUUAGAUUCAAACCCUGUCAGAAUAUUAUGUUGGCUCCUGAACUCCAAACUUAUUGUCUUGUUGUAUCAAGCAUACUUUGUUACAUGAGUGGUUAUUCACUAAAAAGGCUCGAAACAAAGUAGGCCUUGUUUUUCAAUAUAAACAAUCUAAAUUUAAUUUUGUAUUUUAUAACUUGUUGAUGUAUCCAACUUUAUAAAAGCACAGGAGUUAACUGUAUAAAUGUUUUUGAUAAAAGAGAAGAAAAAGUCAGAUUUUGUGAUUCUCUGAGAAUUCAGAAUUCCUCAUAGAGUGUAUAAACAAGUGUACAAACAUGUGCAAUAUUCUGACAGAAGCGCGAAUGAACAAUUAGUGUAUUUUUAUAAUUGAUUUGUGAUCUGUAACUGGAUAUGUGCUUAUGCAAAGUACUAUCUGCAGCGAGUUCCAAUUAAGUUAGUGAAUUUUUUUCUUUAUUCCUUGUAGAGUGGUCCAACAGUUUUGUCACAAACUCUUGCUUGAGCAAAGAAAUGAAGAUAGCAAAAUGUGGCUUGUACAAGUAUAAAGACCAUAUUAUCUACUAUCAAAUAUGACUUUAAUAAGCUAUUCUGGCCAUUAUUUUUUUUUACUUACAGCGAUUUUCAGUUGAACAGUUAAGCACUUCCAGGGAAAUCUUUUGGCCGUUUUAAUCAAAAGAGGAAAGGAAAGAACUGGAAUUCAAAUCGCAUAUAAAUAGCUUUUAUUUACUGAAUUUUACAAAGUAAUUCCCAAAUGAUUGUUAUGAAUGUUAUUUUUUCAACAGCUGAUUUAACUUGUCCAACUUUUUCUAUACAUAUGCCUCUAUCUUUAUACAUAUCAUGAGGCUCGGUGGCCAUGUCCUAAAAAAACAUAAACAUAAAAUCCUCCUGCCUGACGGUCUAAAAAAUAUUGAGGUGUAUUUUAUAUUUUGAAGUAUGUCUAAAUAUUAUUCUCUUCAGUAUGGUAUCAAAGUGCUCGGUGUUGUUCUUUUUGUAACUUAAUACUUAUUGAGCUGCCCAAAAUUUUUAGAGUUUGGAAACUUCACUACUGUUGAUGAAUGAAUCAACAAAGUCUCUAAAGCUACACCAGACUGUCACUGUUGGUUUUGGUUGUUACUAAGUAUACUGUAAGUCCUUACCUCUAGUACUACCCUUCCUUUGAUAGUGAAAGCAUUAGUCUUACUCUCUUUGAGCUCAGAGGGCCGAGGAAUUUUUUUUUCCUGUCUUGAAGGGGCUCAAAAAUUGCCCAAUGGGUACUUAAACCUGUCACCUAAAAGUUGCUGUGAAUCAGUGAGUUUUUGCUCCAUGAGCCCUUAGGCAAGAUCGCAAUAUACAGCUGGUAAUAUAAUUUGAAAUAAUAACAACUUGCAUUUUGCUAGCCUCACCCGCUUGCUCCUAAAAUUAUUAGAGUUAAUAGCAAAACUUUUAAGACACAUCACGUGCUUGACAAGAUAACUGUCUGGUGAAGGGACACCAACUGAUAAAAUCCAAUAUAUUCAAGGUUCUCUUUAAGUCAUUGUAGUUUUUUAUUUUUAAAAGGUUGUGAUCUAAGCCCAAGGAACGCUUGUAAUCCUUUUUUUUAGGAAUUGUUUGACUUGUAAAAUUUUAUCUAUUUCAAGUCAGCUAUUAUUUCCUCCCUAAACAAACUGUAUAUGCCAGAGCAUAUUCAGAUCAGAAUCAUGUCCACACUAUUUUAAAAAAUAAACCUUAAGUAUAUUUCUGUAAGAAAAUUCCACUGAAUUGAGCACAGUAAAGUAUUGUUUCCCAAAAGGUGAAUUGUUACCGAAAAAGUGAAUAGAAAUAGUGACCAAUCAGUAAUAAGAUCAGUCCAUUUUAGAUGUUUAGUUGCCAUGUGUAAAGGCAUGCGUUGUAUUAGGCCAGGGUGUGCCCACACUUACUCACUUAUUUUGGGCAAAGUGUUAAUUUGGCUUGUUAUAGACCUAAAUUCAUUCCAGAAUUUUUUCCAUUCUCACUCACCUCUUUUUUAGCAAAAUUCUCAGUGGCCAACAUUAAAAAUACCUCAGAGUCGGCUUGUGCACUUUCAGUUGUGUUAGAAAAGUUUUGAAAGAUUAUUUUUUAAAAUUAAAUUUCUAAAGUUUUUUUUUUUAUGAAAAGAAAAAAAAAGGAUAAGCGUGCAGCGAUUUUUUUUUUUUUUAGCACAGAUGCUCCUAAUGAAGAGCUCUUUAUUUGUUCUUCAAGAAAUUCAAAAACAAUCUUAAUUUGUGGGAAAGGUCUUUCGAACAGCGUUCACUUGGAAGGAAGGAUGAAAGGGAGGGGUUCAGAGCCCCUAUGUACUCUGGUUUUUCUGGAUUAUAAAAAGUUCUCUUCACCUACAUGUGCCCUGUGACCAUGUGAGAGAGACAAAUCGGUCAAAAAUUACCUUACAUAUCAGUUCAAACAAAAAAUAAAAAACCUCUUUUGAACCCUACGUAUCAAGUAGCCCACUCAGAUCUGUUACCGGUGUUCUCGCUUGCCUGUCUGCCCCUGUCAUCCCCUUUCAAAAUGAAAAGUGGCAAUUCCUUAUUUUUCAGUACAUAUUUUUUCUUGAAGCUCUCUGGCUUGCAUGGAAAAGGAAACUAUUUUGUGGAGCUGCUCUCCCUUUUUAUUCUGUACAGCUCCAGCCAGUCUGGUUGCUUAAUAUUUUCAUUUACAUGCAGUGGUUGAUUAGUACCAUAUUUUUGGCUGGAAGCUCUGAUUUUCCAGAUGUGCAAACUAUCACAGAUAUCAUUCAAUCCCUAGCUAAAAUGAAAAUUGAUCACUUAGACCUGAAUAAUGUAAAAUCCUCAUCGGUUUUCUUCUCAAUUUCAUCGGAGGUGAUUGAUAUGGGCAAUGCGUUAUUUUUAUUUCGUGACAAAACUACUUCUUAAACGAAAGUUUCUAUUGUUGGAAAAUAAUGUUUACAAGACUCCCCUGUUAAAUCCUCAUCUGCUCGAGGAAUUUAUUCUAAGUGAAUUCAAUUUUUUUUGCUGUGCAUGAUGUAAGAUAGCAUUUAAAACCGUUUUCAGGUGAUUGCUGUAUUAAAGGCUCAUUAAUUAACUUUUGAAAGAUGUUUUGCAUUUUUAUACAUUUCUUUAAAAUCUUUGCUUUAACUACUUUUAAUUUUGCGCCAUCUCUCUGUUAUGAUUACACUUCACUUGCAGAUGAAGCGAGCCUGUUUGUGAUUUAUGUUUUAUUUUUUAUUCGUUUAUUUUAAGCAACUGCAUGUAGCUAAGGAUUAAACAAUGUAAUUGAAAAAUAUAUUUUUCCAAUUACCUAUGUUUUUAUUUUGCUCCUUGCUGUUGAAAAUUUUAGGCGAGCAAUUUGAAAAGGAUGUGACUUUCGUCCCCUUCUUUUAUGUAGGAACCCAGCUUAAUUUUAGGGUCAUAUCAUUCACCGGUAUCAUGCAGCGCCCAAUUAAGUUAUUUUAAAGUAUGUAGCUAUGUUUUUGUAAAUAUGAUGAAAGAAAUUAUAAGCAUGUUGGUUGUUUUUGAAGCAUUUUAAUUUUUUUCUCAUUUUUCUUCUUUUUCUAAAAAUAUGUUUUGCUAUCACGAAUAAUGAAUGUUUCUCAGAAGAACACACAUGGACAAGUCUUGUUACUUCGUUCAUUACAUCUAUAUUUUCUCUGUGCUCUCAGUAUCUCUUCUUUUCCUUCUUUAUCUUUUUUCUUUUCUACCUUUUUCUCCUUCUUCAAGUUUGUAUACACUCAAAAUUGCUGUUUGUUUAUAAUUUUUUUACUAGUUGUAUCUAUGAUCAGCAUUACUUAAAUAGCUGUAAGUUAAAGUACCCAUGAUAAAUUGAAUAAAAAGUAAAUCGAUUUUGA
Molecule: messenger RNA, 7164 nt
Organism: Bemisia tabaci
Lineage: Eukaryota; Metazoa; Arthropoda; Insecta; Hemiptera; Aleyrodidae
Biological process (GO): ubiquitin-dependent protein catabolic process via the multivesicular body sorting pathway
Cellular component (GO): ESCRT I complex
Molecular function (GO): ubiquitin binding
Source: RefSeq, a predicted model, not a curated record